AUGGCACAGGGCUCAGGUAGACCGCUUGAAGAGCUGCCCGUCGAGCUCCUUCAAGCGAUCCUCGCUGCCGCGCCAGACAUCAAAACCCUGGAGGCCGCCGUCAUGACCGGACCAUGCCUGUAUAACGCCUUCAAAGGAGCAGAAGAGUUUAUCGUGCGUUCAGUCGUGCUACGCCAAUUCGACGCUGAUCUUCUGCAUGAUGUCUUAGCAACUCACGCAUCCAGCAAAACCCAGGACUGGUCCAUCGACCAGGCAGAAAAGUUCUUUACGUCAUACUUUGCCCGCGACCAACACCACUUCGUCGACUCUAUGGAAUGGAAACUCUCUCAGGCUCGCUCGAUAGGCCGAUUUGACGGGACCGUGCAGUACUUUGUCGACCAUAUAGUGACAAAAUUCUUGUCUACCUACACCUACUGGAAUGACACCCAAGUUGUUCCGCCAACCAAAUUGGAGAGAAACCGGAUUAGUCGAAGUCUGUAUCGAUUUGAAACAUUUUGCAAUUUGUACCCGUUCUGGAAAUAUGCACUGAGAUAUGACACCGGCAAACUAUAUAUCGAUAACUUUGCACCAUGGGAAAACGAACAAUUAGUCUGCGUUUCCGAGUCCCUAUAUAAAAAUUUCAUCCUCCCAGUUCUUUUGGACCCCAAACUCAGAUCCAAUUGGCCAGAGCCUAUACCCCAAUUUACUUCGUGGAUCUUUCAAUCAUACGUAGAGUCUCACUUGUUUCGCGGCCUUACUCAUAUUCGACGAUUCGCGCUGGAGAAGGACACGGACUUACAACAGAUUGCGCAAGUCAUACGUGUAACACGACUCGACGGUAUGGUGUUCCACUCCUUCAUCAAUGACAUGACUCGUUUGCUCGGGCGGAAGGAAACGCCUAAUCUCGAUGAUUUUAAUCCCGAGGACGAAGAAAAGUACAUUCCUCGGCCAUGGUUCCGUGACCCAGACAGUGGGCCAGAAGAUAUAUGGCGAUGGGCCAAUCAAUGGAACCCGCGGAAACACUUUUUUGCUGCUCGCAAUGCGCAAAAUUUGCGGUCGUGGCUGUAUGUGAUGUGGGAUCGAUGGCGUAUUGACGAGAUGCGUGUUUUGAAUAAAUCGCGGCCGUGGCCUUACGGUGAUCGGUAG
Messenger RNA from Aspergillus luchuensis, 1125 nucleotides. RefSeq lists its product as uncharacterized. The transcript has 2 exons. Bases 1 to 1125 code for a protein of 374 amino acids. Lineage: Eukaryota; Fungi; Ascomycota; Eurotiomycetes; Eurotiales; Aspergillaceae. The record is from RefSeq and is a predicted model, not a curated record.